Molecule: messenger RNA, 1578 nt
Organism: Cryptococcus wingfieldii CBS 7118
Lineage: Eukaryota; Fungi; Basidiomycota; Tremellomycetes; Tremellales; Cryptococcaceae
Product: UDP-N-acetylglucosamine pyrophosphorylase
Exons: 2
Coding region: 1-1578 (525 amino acids)
Biological process (GO): UDP-N-acetylglucosamine biosynthetic process
Molecular function (GO): UDP-N-acetylglucosamine diphosphorylase activity
Source: RefSeq, a predicted model, not a curated record
AUGGCUUCUCCCGACCCCGCCCUCCUCGCAAACCUCCGCUCCCUCUACGCCGCCGCCGACCAGUCCCACGUCUUCACCUUCUACGACUCUCUUCCCCCCGCCGAGCAGGCUUCCCUCCUCGCUCAGCUCGAGUCUAUCGACGUCGCUCGUGUCAACCGCAUCUUUGCCAACGCCGUUGCUGCUGCCGCUGCCAUCACUCCUGCCAAGGAGAAUGUCAACCUGCUUGAGCAGAGCCCCACGGUCCACAAGGGCGAAGGGGAGAAUGGAAAUCUCGUCGGCAAUGGACCCGAGGACACCGAGGCCAAGCCUUUGCCCGAGGAGGCGACUGCGACCGUGCUGAACAACCCUGAGGAGGAGGCCAAGUGGCGGGCGCAGGGUUUGGAGGCGAUCGCAAACAACCAGGUCGCGGUCUUGCUCUUGGCCGGUGGACAGGGUACCCGUCUUGGCUCGGCUCUUCCCAAGGGGAUGUACGAUAUCCAGCUGCCUAGCGGCAAGACUCUUUUCGAGUACCAGGCGAAGAGGAUUGGCAAGAUUGAAAAUCUCGCCGAGGAGACGUAUAAGAAGGAGAAGGGCAGUGUGAGGGUCAGGUGGUAUGUCAUGACCAGUGGUCCUACUAGGCAAGCGACGGAAAAGUACUUCCGGGAGAGUGGUUUCUUUGGUCUGAGAGAACAGGAUGUCAUCUUCUUUGAGCAGGGCGUUCUUCCGGCUUUCAGCAAUGAAGGCAAGCUCCUUCUGUCCGGCCCCAGCUCCCUCUCUGUCGCCCCGGACGGCAACGGUGGUCUCUAUGCUGCCCUUCGCCGCCCUCUCUCUCCCUCCUCCCCCACCACCGUCCUCUCCGACUUGCGCGACCGUAACAUCCAAUACAUCCAUGGUUACUGCGUCGACAACUGCCUCGUCCGCGUCGCCGACCCCGUCUUCAUUGGCUGCUGUCUCUCCCGUAAAGCCGCCGUUGGCGCCAAGGUCGUCCGCAAAGAGUACCCCGAAGAGAGCGUUGGUGUGCUCGCUGCCAAGGGCGACGCUUUCGCCGUGGUCGAGUACUCUGAACUGAGCAAGGAGAAGGCCGAGCAGAGGACGGCGGACGGCCAGCUCGCUUUCCGAGCCGCCAACAUUGUCAACCACUUUUACACUGUCGACUUUUUGGAGAGUGUGGAGGAGAUGGAGAAGGACAUGGCGUUCCACAUUGCGCGCAAGAAGAUUCCUACCGUCGACCUCUCUUCUGGCGCUGCCAUCAAACCCACCGAGCCGAACGGCAUGAAGCUCGAGCUCUUCAUCUUUGACGUCUUCCCCUUCACAAAGUCUCUCUGUGUGCUCGAAGUCGACCGAGCAGAGGAAUUCUCGCCUUUGAAGAAUGCCCCCGGCAGCAAGGCCGACUGCCCCGAGACGAGUCGACGCGAUCUGCUGGCGCAGCAGAAGAGGUGGUUGCAAGCUGCCGGGGCCGAGGUGGCUGAGGGUGUAGAAGUGGAGGUCAGCCCGGAAGUCAGCUAUGCCGGCGAGGGGCUCGAAUGGGUCAAGGGCGUCAAGAUCAUGAAGAGUGGGGUGUUGAGUGGGAAGGGUGGGUUGGCUGAGCUGAGUGCUUAG